CCUGUCAAGUAUCCCCGUUCACGAAAUAAAGACGCUUUAAUAAGCUACUUACUAUGUAUUUUAUAAUAUUAGAUAUAUGUCAUAACUUUUCAUUAUUAAGAAUUGAAAUCAUAGUACUGUAUGAAAAAGACAUUUAAAAAAUGGGCAAAUGCCUAAAUAUUCUGUACUUAAACUUUGUAAUUCAAUCUGUGAUAAUACUUUUUGACUGAAAUUUGGGGGAGAAGUUUUUAAUUGUAGGAUUUUUAGUUCUUCAAAUGUUGAUUAAAAUGAAUGAAUAAUAUCCAAUGAAUUAUAGUAGUAUCUGUUCAGAGGACAGUUAUCGUAAAGAAAUCAAUUCAUUAAAAUAAUUGACAAAAAAGUAGAGGUUUACUGUGCUGGUUGGCAUCUUUAUUUCUCGAAAACUAAAUUGUAUGAUUUAAAAAAACCAUGUAAGACAGACUAUAUCCAAAUUAAAUAAUGUGUUAAAAGAUAUUAGCAACAUAAUUACUUUUAUUGAAACUUUCAAAAACUUAUACUUCCUUAUUGUAUAAAAAUAAUUUUAAAAUAAGAUAAUAUGCACCAAUUUGUAAAAGUCAGAAACAAAAAAUAAGGUGGGGGGGUUUAAGCAGAUAUUGAUACUCUUUUUAUCUUUCCACUAUUAUCUACCACCUUAGAAGGUACAGCUUGUAAAAUAAAAAAAAUGGCCUAGUAUAGGUUUUGAUGAAAGGUUUUUAUUCACAUUUAUUAAAGUGUGUUUUAAACAAAUUUAGGUCUAUUUUCAGGGAAGUUUUAGGGCUCUUCCCCAUACUGUACGAGAGGAAGUUCCGUUAGAGAACUUCCUCAUAAAAGCUAGUGAAAAUUCUUAGUAAAAUUUCGCAAAAUUUACCCUUAAGUGAGAAAGUGAAAUAGGGGUCAGUAAAGACUUAGGAUUGGUCAAAAUGUAGGCAGAUACAUAGGGCUUUCCAAUGUGUAGACAUCCGGGAUCUUUUGCUGGAGAUUUUGACCUCUCUUAGUGCUAUUUUUAGAUUUCUUGGAAGGAGUUUUGAUCUUUGAAAUACCUUGAAUAUUUUACAGUAGCUGAUAUUACAAAUACUACGAAGAACAGUGUCUGAAUCCAAGAAGCCCCAGUAUUGUGAGCAAUCACGUCUCCAAUAUAUAUGUAUAACAAGGAUUAACCUAAUGUAACUCUUAUCCUCAGUUGUUAGUCAUCGGUUUCUAAAAUGUUCAAAAUGAGGAAUUAUUUUCUAAAAUAGCACUAUUAAUUAAAAAAAAAAAAGGAAACUGAAGCCACAGAACAAAAGUAGGAAGAGAGAGACCCUUAGAUAAUCUACCACAGCCAAUCUAGCAGUCUUACUUGAGUCAUUUGGGAUUUAGUGGGUUUUUUCCCCAGAUUUACUCAUAUACAUCAAGUCCCUGUACUCGAGUUAAGACAAGGUGGCAGGUCCUUCCACAGUGAAUUUGUACCCUAUGAGGUCUUUUAAGAAUAAAUCAGUACAAAGACUACUGAAAAUAUCCUUCUUUUUGAAACUACAGGAAACUCAGAAUUUCCCAUAUUGUCCUAAGUGAAACUGAAAAUACCUCUUCAUGAAAGAAAAAAGUUAGUUCCAGAGAAGUCAGACACACUUAAAGUCUGUCUAGAUAUUUUGUCGACAAGUGACUUUCCAAAGUGAAUGAAUACAGUCUGUUUCUUCCUGCGGAUUUCACAAAGCUGCACCUCGCUGACAGCCUCCACCCACAGGUGACCCACGUUUCCGCCAGCCAUUCAGGCUGUAGUAUCACUAGUGAUUCUGGAAGCAGCAGUCUUUCUGAUAUCUAUCAGGCCACAGAAAGUGAGGCUGGUGAUAUGGACCUGAGUGGGUUGCCAGAAACUGCAGUGGAUUCUGAGGAUGAUGACGAUGAAGAAGACAUCGAGAGGGCAUCAGAUCCUCUGAUGAGCAGGGACAUUGUGAGAGAUUGCCUGGAGAAGGACCCAAUUGACAGGACAGAUGAUGACAUUGAACAACUCUUGGAGUUUAUGCACCAGUUGCCUGCUUUUGCCAAUAUGACGAUGUCCGUGAGACGAGAACUCUGUGCUGUGAUGGUGUUUGCAGUGGUGGAGAGAGCAGGGACCAUUGUGUUAAACGAUGGUGAAGAGCUGGACUCCUGGUCAGUGAUUCUGAAUGGUUCUGUGGAAGUUACUUAUCCAGAUGGAAAAGCAGAGAUACUAUGUAUGGGAAACAGUUUUGGUGUCUCUCCUACCAUGGACAAAGAAUACAUGAAAGGCGUAAUGAAAACAAAGGUGGAUGACUGCCAGUUUGUCUGCAUAGCACAGCAAGAUUACUGCCGUAUUCUCAACCAAGUAGAAAAGAACAUGCAGAAAGUCGAAGAGGAAGGCGAGAUUGUCAUGGUGAAGGAGCACCGAGAACUUGACCGGACUGGAACGAGGAAGGGACACAUCGUCAUCAAGGGCACCUCAGAAAGACUAACAAUGCACUUAGUGGAAGAGCAUUCGGUGGUGGAUCCAACAUUCAUAGAAGACUUCCUGUUGACCUAUAGGACUUUUCUUUCUAGCCCAAUGGAAGUGGGCAAAAAGUUGUUGGAGUGGUUUAAUGACCCGAGCCUCAGGGAUAAGGUUACACGGGUAGUAUUAUUGUGGGUGAAUAAUCACUUCAAUGACUUUGAAGGAGAUCCUGCGAUGACUCGAUUUCUAGAAGAAUUUGAAAAUAACCUAGAAAGAGAGAAAAUGGGUGGACAUCUGAGGCUAUUAAAUAUUGCAUGUGCAGCCAAAGCAAAAAGAAGAUUGAUGACAUUAACAAAGCCAUCCCGAGAAGCUCCUUUGCCUUUUCUCUUACUUGGAGGCUCAGAGAAGGGAUUUGGAAUCUUUGUUGACAGUGUAGAUUCAGGUAGCAGAGCAACUGAAGCAGGCUUGAAACGUGGGGAUCAGAUACUAGAAGUAAAUGGUCAAAACUUUGAAAAUAUUCAACUCUCAAAAGCCAUGGAAAUUCUUAGAAAUAACACACAUUUAUCUAUCACUGUGAAAACCAACUUAUUUGUAUUUAAAGAGCUUCUAACAAGAUUAUCAGAAGAGAAAAGAAAUGGUGCCCCUCACCUCCCUAAAAUUGGAGACAUCAAAAAGGCCAGCCGCUACUCCAUUCCAGAUCUUGCUGUAGAUGUAGAACAGGUGAUAGGACUUGAAAAAGUAAAUAAAAAAAGUAAAGCCAAUACUGUUGGAGGAAGGAAUAAGCUCAAAAAGAUACUUGAUAAGACUCGGAUCAGUAUCUUGCCACAGAAACCAUAUAAUGAUAUUGGAAUUGGCCAGUCUCAAGAUGACAGCAUAGUAGGCUUACGGCAGACGAAGCACAUCCCCACCGCGCUGCCAGUCAGUGGGACCUUGUCGUCCAGUAAUCCUGACCUACUGCAGUCACACCAUCGCAUUCUAGACUUCAGCACUACUCCCGACCUGCCGGAUCAAGUGCUAAGGGUUUUUAAGGCUGAUCAGCAAAGCCGAUACAUCAUGAUCAGUAAGGACACCACAGCGAAGGAAGUGGUCGUUCAGGCUAUCAGGGAGUUUGCCGUUACUACUACCCCAGAUCAGUAUUCGCUGUGUGAGGUAUCGGUCACUCCCGAGGGAGUAAUCAAACAAAGACGACUUCCAGAUCAGCUUUCCAAACUUGCUGAUAGAAUACAACUGAGUGGAAGGUAUUAUCUGAAAAACAACAUGGAAACAGAAACACUUUGCUCAGAUGAAGAUGCCCAGGAGUUGCUGAGAGAGAGUCAGAUUUCCCUAUUGCAGCUCAGUACUGUAGAAGUUGCCACACAGCUCUCUAUGCGAAAUUUUGAACUCUUCCGUAACAUUGAACCUACUGAAUACAUAGAUGAUUUAUUUAAACUCAAGUCCAAAACCAGCUGUGCCAACCUGAAGACAUUUGAAGAAGUCAUUAACCAGGAGACAUUUUGGGUAGCAUCUGAAAUUCUGAGAGAGACGAACCAGCUGAAGAGGAUGAAGAUCAUUAAACACUUCAUCAAGAUAGCGCUGCACUGUAGGGAGUGCAAGAAUUUUAACUCCAUGUUUGCAAUCAUCAGUGGCCUAAACCUGGCACCAGUGGCAAGACUGCGAACCACCUGGGAAAAACUUCCCAAUAAAUACGAAAAACUGUUUCAGGAUCUCCAGGACCUGUUUGAUCCUUCCAGAAACAUGGCAAAGUAUCGCAAUGUUCUAAAUAGUCAAAACUUACAACCUCCCAUAAUCCCGCUGUUCCCAGUUAUUAAGAAGGAUCUCACGUUCCUUCACGAAGGAAAUGACUCAAAAGUCGAUGGGCUUGUCAAUUUUGAGAAGUUAAGGAUGAUUGCAAAAGAAAUUCGUCAUGUCGGCCGAAUGGCUUCGGUUAACAUGGACCCUGCCCUGAUGUUCAGGACUCGGAAGAAGAAGUGGAGGAGUUUGGGGUCUCUCAGCCAGGGUAGUACAAACGCGGCAGUGCUAGAUGUUGCUCAGACAGGUGGUCAUAAAAAGCGAGUGCGUCGUAGUUCCUUUCUCAAUGCCAAAAAGCUUUAUGAAGAUGCCCAGAUGGCACGAAAAGUGAAGCAGUACCUGUCCAACUUGGAGCUGGAAAUGGAUGAGGACAGUCUUCAGACGUUGUCACUGCAGUGUGAGCCAGCGACCAACACAUUGCCUAAGAAUCCUGGUGACAAAAAGCCCGUCAAAUCUGAGACCUCCCCGGUGGCCCCCAGGGCAGGGUCACAACAGAAAGCACAACCCCAGCCGCCGUCACAGCAGCAGCCGCUGCCACAUAAAAUCAGCCAAGGACUGCAGGUUCCUGCUGUGUCCCUUUAUCCUUCACGAAAGAAAGUACCUGUCAAGGAUCUCCCACCUUUUGGCAUAAACUCACCACAAGCUUUAAAGAAGAUUCUUUCUUUGUCUGAAGAAGGAAGUUUGGAACGUCACAAGAAACCAGCGGAAGAUACAGUAUCAAACGCCUCUUCACAGCUGUCUUCUCCUCCUGCUUCGCCACAGAGCUCUCCAAGGAAAGGUGGCAGUGGCAAUCAGCUGAGAUCUUUUGGCUCCGGGCAGUUGGACUUAACCAGUUCCUCCUCUUCUCUUGGAAGUGAGAACAGUAACAAGAAUAACAAUACACCACGGACCUAUGGGAUAGGCUGUACUUUGGCUCCUAGUGGUACUGUGGAUAAUUUUUCAGAUUCUGGUCACAGUGAGAUUUCUUCACGAUCCAGCAUUGUCAGCAAUUCAUCCUUUGACUCGGUACCAGUUUCGCUGCAUGAUGAGAGACACCAGAGGCAUUCUGUCAGCAUCGUGGAAACAAGCCUCGGGGUGGGCAGGCUGGAAAGGCGGGCCGUGAUGGAACCCGAUCAGUACAGCUUAGGGUCCUAUGCAGCAGUGUCUGAGAGUCGGGGUUUGUAUGCUACAGCUACAGGGAUUUCUUCCCCAAGCACAGAAGAACUUUCCCAAGACCAGGGGGACCGUGCUUCACUUGACGCCGCCGACAGCGGCCGUGGGAGCUGGACUUCGUGCUCAAGUGGUUCCCACGAUAAUAUACAGACCAUCCAGCACCAGAGAAGCUGGGAAACACUACCAUUUGGGCACACUCACUUUGAUUAUUCAGGGGAUCCUCCAGGUUUAUGGGCCUCAAGCAGCCAUAUGGACCAAAUUAUGUUUUCUGAUCAUAGCACAAAGUAUAACAGGCAGAAUCAAAGCAGAGAGAGCCUUGAACAAGCCCAGUCCCGGGCAAGCUGGGCAUCUUCCACAGGGUACUGGGGAGAAGACUCCGAAGGCGAUACAGGCACAAUAAAGCGAAGGGGUGGGAAAGACGUUUCCGUUGAAGCUGAAAGCAGCAGCCUGGCACCUGUGCCCACAGAAGAAGCCAAACCAGCGCCCGUGCCUGCUCACAUAGCUGCCCCAUCGAGCACUGCAAAGGGGCUGAUUGAGUGGAACGGCUCCGUAGGGCCCCUUGGCUGUAUCUUUACAGAAGCAGGUCUUUCUUCUGCGGCACCACCAGCACGGAAGGAGGGCAGGUAUCGAGAGCCCCCGCCAACUCCUCCAGGCUACAUCGGAAUCCCCAUCACGGACUUCCCAGAAGGGCAUUCUCAUCCGGCCAGGAAGCCUCCGGACUACACUGUGGCACUUCAGAGGUCGCGGAUGGUGGCCCGCUCCUCUGAGGUGCCUGGGCCUUCCCCUGUACAGCAGCCACAUGGACAUCCAGCAAGCAGCAGGCCUGUGAACAAGCCUCAGUGGCAUAAACCAAAUGAGUCGGACCCACGUCUCGCCCCCUAUCAGUCUCAAGGGUUUUCCGCCGAGGAGGAUGAAGAUGAACAAGUGUCUGCUGUUUGAGGCACAGGCUCUUCUGGAUCCAGAGUGAGCCACCUGUAAGGAGAGCACAAGAAGACGUCCCUCACAUUGGAGCCUUGGAACUCAGAGUCUGAGGGUGGUGGACCAGUUUGCCUCCUUCCCUGCCUUAAAACAGCAUGGGGCUUCUUCUCCCCUCUUCCUUUCCCCUUUGCAUGUGACAUACUGUGAAGAAAUUGCCCUGGCACUUUCAGACUUUGUUGCUUGAAAUGCACAGCGCAGCAUCUUGGAGCUCCCACUGUUGCUGCCUGCCACAUCACACAGUGUCAUUCCAAAUUCCAAGAUGUCACGCAAGGUGAUGCACUCUGGCUGCACUUCUCAAUGCCUGGAAGGAUUUUUAAAAACUCUUCCUUUUAGACUUCAUCCAGUCCUAGCACUUGAUCUUGUUGGGAUGAUGAGAAAAGCUAGCCCUUGAACUAUGGGGGCCUUUAACCCACCAGAGAAGACAAAGAAGAACAAAUCCUUUGAGUACAGUGCUUGUCCACUUGUUUACAGUGCCCUCCCUUUUUUUUUUUUUAAUGAAUUUAAAUAGUGUGUUCAGAGAAUAAUGUUAUAUCCAUGUAAUGAUUACAGUAUUAUUUUGAACCGUUAAGUAGGGUUGCCAGCCUGGGUUUCUAAAAAACCAAAUGUGCCGGACAGGGUGUGGCCCCUAAGCAGCAGGAAGCCCUGGCGCGUGCUUCUGUCUUCCUGUCCUUCUGGCCUCACCUGUGAAGUGCCCUGCCCCAGAAGUUGAAAACGUCAGCCAAGUACGCCCCAAGACACCUGGCCCGCGCCUUCCCCGGCGGGUGGGCAUCUUCCGGAAAGCUGUUUGCACAUGGCCGGGGGGGGAACGGGGACUCCGUGUCCUGUGUCUGAGCCUUAUGGAGAGAGGCGGCACCACUUGAGGGUGUGUUGUGCUCCAUUGAAAUGGAUGGCAAACCCCGCCUUUAAGUCGUUUCUUUGAUUUUUGUUAAUUUAGAGUUUUAGGGUUCCCUUUUUUUUUUUUUAGUUUGGAGAAAUGUUUAUAACUGGAUAGCAUUGCAGUGAAAGCAGCUUGGGAUGUUGAGCUGAUGCCAGCUGUUGAUGCUGCUCUUUGAAGACCACCCCCCUUGUUGAGUUGACACUGGGGGUAAACAAGCCUUUACCAUGGCGAGUGGUCAAGGGUCUGGUGGACGUGCCAGCCCUCGCAAGGCGGGUUAGUCACCAGAGGCUGAGCUGCGGGCACUGCGUGUGGAGAAGGCCUAGGUGUAGCAACCACCUGCUCACAGCUGCUAUCGACCCCGUGGCUGAAGGUGACCCUCCACUCUGGUUUUGUUUUUGCACAGACUCCGGAAAAGUGAAGGCUGCCAAUCCGAGUAGUACUCAAAUGUGAGGAACUGCUGGUCUUGGAUUUUUUUUCCAUUAAAUUCAGCUGAUCAUAUUGAUCAGUAGAUAAACGUAAAUAGCUUCAAAUUUUAAAAGUGGAAUCGCAGUGUUUUUUCACUGUAUCAAACAAUGUCAGUGCUUUAUUUAAUAAUUCUCUUCUGUAGUAUGGCAUUUGUCUACUUGCUUAUAUAUUGCCUUGUCAAUUAUGCAUUUGUAAUUUCACCUGUAAUACGCAUUAUUUGCCAGUUUUAUUAUAGAGGCUCUGGACCUCGUGCAUAUAGAAAGACAGCAAUCUAGCUCUACCACAGUUGCACAGACGUUAUCUAAGCAUUAAGUAAUUGUAGAACAUAGGACUGCUAAUCUCAGUUCGCUCCGUGAUGUCAAGUGCAGAAUGUACAAUUAACUGGUGAUUUCCUCAUACUUUUGAUACUACUUGUACCUGUAUGUCUUUUAGAAAGACAUUGGUGGAGUCUGUAUCCCUUUUGUAUUUUUAAUACAAUAAUUGUACAUAUUGGUUAUAUUUUUGUUGAAGAUGGUAGAAAUGUACUAUGUUUAUGCUUCUACAUCCAGUUUGUACAAGCUGGAAAAUAAAUAACUAUAACAUAAAGCCUUGUCUAUAUUCUUAGUGAAUUGCGCAUGCUUUUUAUUAUUGAAGCAUACUAAAGGUCUUUAGAAAGAUGUGGCAGUCCACUUCCAUAGAGAUUUACAGCCCUGGAAACGCUGUGGGGUUGUGUGUGUUGGAAUAGGCUGGAGGGCAGUGGGUUUGCCCGGG
Molecule: messenger RNA, 8429 nt
Organism: Loxodonta africana (African savanna elephant)
Lineage: Eukaryota; Metazoa; Chordata; Mammalia; Proboscidea; Elephantidae
Gene: RAPGEF2
Product: Rap guanine nucleotide exchange factor 2
Exons: 26
Coding region: 1823-6298 (1491 amino acids)
Biological process (GO): small GTPase-mediated signal transduction
Molecular function (GO): guanyl-nucleotide exchange factor activity; protein binding
Source: RefSeq, a predicted model, not a curated record